GGCUGCACACUGUUUUGAUUGUCAGUGUGAAGCUCCACCAGCUGAUUAUAAGAGUUUAAUACAGUACUUUUAACAUUAUAUCAAAAACUAAUACGGAUGAUGGAGAAGAUGAGUGAAGAGAACAUGGAGGAGGUGAGGGUGCUGGAGGCUCAGAUUGAGCUUCUUCAGGCUGAAGUUUCAGCGUUGCUGCAACAACAGCAGGACAACCAGAAGGACAUAACGUUCAACUUCAGAGGACAGAUGCAGGAUGCCAUGUCGUAUAUGUGUGGAAAGAGACAAGGAGACGAGAAGGAGAAGGUGCUGUCCAGGCUGAAGGAGGAGGUGGAGGAGCUGGAGGAGGAUCUGAAGCUGCAGACACAGAUUAAUGGCAUCAGUCUGAACAGCUGCACCACAAAGACUCUGCAGAGCGGCGGCAGAAAGCUGGUCAAGCAGCUCUGUGUAUCAGGUCACUGCUCUGAACUGGUCUUCCAGGUGGAGUUCAAGCUCUCUGAGGUCAAGGAGGGUUCAGGUUCAGGAUCUGCGAGGACGAUCAGUGAUCUGAACGUGGUGAUGGACGCCAGCGACCUGCAGAGCUUCAGCAGUUUCUUGUCUGGGGUGGAGGAGAGCAGGGACCUUCUGCUGUUCUUCAGGACUCUCAGGACCUUCUCAGACCGAUGUGACGACCGACGCAGAACCUUCCAGCAUUUCCAGGAGAAGUAUCCAUCCGUCGUCUCUCUUCGUGACCCUGAGGUCAUGACCCUGAACCACCCUCAGCUUUCUGGCUGCGUCUUGUUCGUCCAUUGGUCGGUGGACGUCUCCAGAGAGGGCGGAGUCUCUCCAAAGAUCGAGCUGCUGACAAAGAUCCCUGAGAGAGCGCUGCAGUUGUUUCCCUCUCAGGCUGUAGGCGGCGCCGCUGAGGCCUUUCAGAGCCUGCUGAGGAUUCUGGGAGCAGAAGCGGCGGUGGAGUCGGUCAUCAUGGCGGUCUCACAGGACACACAACUCGCAUCUUCAUCCCUGUGCUCAACAUCUUACUGAAAUGUAAAACGUGACAGAAGAAUCUAUCGUUUCCCUUCACGAAGCUUUUCUACGAAUACAAGUAAAGAAA
Messenger RNA from Anoplopoma fimbria (sablefish), 1084 nucleotides. RefSeq names its product centromere protein P (gene cenpp). Gene Ontology annotation, cellular component: nucleus; chromosome, centromeric region. The coding region runs from base 97 to 1014 and encodes 305 amino acids. Lineage: Eukaryota; Metazoa; Chordata; Actinopteri; Perciformes; Anoplopomatidae. The record is from RefSeq and is a predicted model, not a curated record. The transcript has 9 exons. Gene Ontology annotation, biological process: CENP-A containing chromatin assembly.